Molecule: messenger RNA, 768 nt
Organism: Drosophila gunungcola (fruit fly)
Lineage: Eukaryota; Metazoa; Arthropoda; Insecta; Diptera; Drosophilidae
Product: nematocyst expressed protein 4
Exons: 1
Coding region: 1-699 (232 amino acids)
Source: RefSeq, a predicted model, not a curated record
AUGAGCACCAAGUUGGUACUCUGCCUAUGCCUGGCGCUCUGCGGAGCCAUGGCCAUGGCUCGUCCCCAGGAGGAGGUCCUCGAUCAGGAAUCACCGCUGGAGAACAGCCAGGAGGUGAACAGCGUUGAGGAGAACGACGCGGAGGCGGAUCCCUCGUCGUGGCGCAAACUCUUCGGCAGCGAAGGCAGCAGCGGAAACCUGGUGGUGAGCUUCCCCCAGUCCAGCACCACCAGGAAGCCAAAGACCACCAAGCGGCCGUACUACCCCUACCCGUCCAAGUACCCGCCUCAUCCGCAAUACCAGCCUUACCCACAGUACCCGCAGUACCCGCACUACCCGCACUACCCUUACCCCGGCUACUAUCCUCCUCCUCCUCCGCCCUUUCCAUUCCCCGGUCAUGGCGGACAUGGUGGACAUGGUGGACACGAAGGCGGACACGAAGGUGGACAUCAUCACCACACAACGACUACCACCACAACGACCACCAAGAAGCCAACCGUGAAACCCACUCCUCCUGAUCACGGUCAUCAUCACCCACACUAUCCUCCACCACCUCCCUACUAUCCACCCUUCCCGUACUAUCCACCCCCACCACCGCCACCACCACCAAGCCACCACCACGAUUCGGACGAAUCCACCGAAUCCACCCCGCUGAAGCCCUGCAAAAAGAUCUUCGGCAUUGGAUUGGUGUGCGUCUAAGCGAUAGAUCUUCAAUCCGACAUUCACUACUAGCUCAAUAUUUAUUUAUUUAUAAUUUAUUAACCGAAU